AUGAAUGGCUGUAUGUGUUUCCUGUUACCGCUUAUCAACUUUUUUUCCUCCUUCAGUAACUUUACAUGGAUGAAUUAAAAUAUUUCCACUUUUUUCUCUUUUCACUUGUUUUCUUUUUUCAAUGUUCCAGGAUCUUCAGAAUAUUCAUAACCUUAGCUAAUCUAUCAAUUAACUUCUAAUACACACAACAAAUCCCAUAAAAGAUUAAAAUCCCACCCCUUUCAUACGAUAGCUAAUCCCAAUCAGGUUUACGAACGAACGCAACUGUUGACUCAUUUAACCAUGUUCUGAACUCGUUACCCUGUUAUUAAUCUUUUAAAAUUCCUCCUGAAAUCCAUAACUACACUUAUCUUUUAGCUCCCUUAUUAUCAUGACGCGCUCUUGUACGUCUGCGGCGGCGACGGUUGUGACAGGGGACAGUGGCGGCGGCGGCAGUGGUGGUGGUAGCGGGGGCGUCAGUCGCGAUAACGUUCUAAGAAGCCGCCACGUCCCUGAUAUAUAAAAGUAAAGGAAUCCCAGGGCACCUUUCAGUCAUGCCCUGAACACGCCAGGCUGCGCACCUCAACUCUUUGUUCCCCAUUCUCAAACAAUUCAGCACUGCACCUCUACUACAUUCCAAAGGCUCUGAUUGAAGUGACACGGGUUUUCAAGGGUGUUUUUAUGACUCCAGCGAAGGAUUAACACAAUUUCUACACUGCUGGCAGGAGAAACACGCAUGAAAACCGUGGCCUUUGAAAAUAGCUGUGGUGAGAUAAAGAGAGAGAGAGGAAGAAAGAUCAAAGCGUUUCUGAAUACGGGCCUUUAAUCUUUGGUGCCUUGUUGUUAUUGCCGAGCGGGUCACGCCUCCCACACUCUCAAGGCCACGCGGGUAGCUAAGUGUGCGGCGCGGGGCUGACCAGUGCGAGAGAGAAAAAAAAUUGGUGACCGCUCUCAACUUCCACCCACACAAGCACUUUCGGCAGACGUUCUCACACGCACACACGCACGCACAGUCUCACAGGCGACACGACAGGACGCCAGGAGUGAUUGAGAGGUCUCGAGUUUCCUCCCGGGCUGAUAAGACGAGGGAGCGAAGGAGAGACGAGGGAGAAGGGAGAAGUGACGAGGGAGAGGAGGGGAGUGUGGUGAGGUGAAGAAACUGAGGCUGCAAGGCCGAAUACCGCAACCGUUUGACCUCCACCUAACCAGCACUACCACCACUACUACACCACUACUACUACUAACUAAUACUAUUUCGCCGCGUCAAAGUUCUCGCCUUAGGGACGCCAUGUGCACCUCACCAGGACUCCCUCACCACCACCACCACCACCACCACCACUUGCCUCGUCGACCAACGGACCUGUAAUGCCUGAAAAACUGACAUACCUCGCUGUUUGCCUGCUGGUCCUGCUGAAUGUGGUUUCAACUAUGGGAGGAAACAACAAAGACUACAAUUACUACAACUCACACGUCAACAACUCUCUGUGCCUCUCCUUCAGAAACAAGAGGUUGGCCGAGUGUUGCAAGCAGGACGACAUGCAACGAAUAUACGUCCACAAAACAGGACAAUAUACGGGUAUCUUCCACAUUAAGGAUUUCAAGAAAGUGCUUUGUUACGACAAGACGAGGGGCAAAUUCAGAUCGUACAGUGGAAAAAACUUGGGUCUGGAGCGGUGUCGGCACCGGCGGCGGCGAGAGCGGGAGCACAGGAGGCGGCGGUGCGCAGGCUACAAGCUCUCCAGAGCCGACGAGGAGAAGCUCAAGGCGAAAGGCUGCGAGCUGUACGAUAAGAUGGGUGGCGGCUUCACUUACAUCUCCGCCGAGAUUAAUUCGCUGUUCCUCGGUCUGCGGAGAGGCCGCGCACAGAAGCACAAGAAGCGAGACCGCAAGGAAGUGCGGGAACCCAAGGAUAGAAACAAGCAAUUCAUGCUCGUAAGUGAAAGCAAUUUCAAGUCCAUCAAACGGCACAGCGUGUGCUGAGUGUCGCGGCGCCAGCGAGGCUCAGCGACCACCGUUGACUUUACGUAGUGCCUGUGAGUGUGGUGUGGGUGUGGAUGGUGCAGCAGGCCUGUAGUCCCUCUCCCCUCCGCUCCGCCACGCUGAAGCCUCACAGGGGCGGCCAAACAGCGGCGUGACAGCGGCCUGCGCCAAGCGAGACCAAUGAGACCACGCCAGGCCUCAUUGUGCGGCGAUCCUACCUCGUGGGGACGCGGGCCGCGCUUGGAGGAGGAGGAGGAGGAGGGGAAGAGAGGAGGAGGAGGAGGAGAAGGAGCCACGCGUGACCUGAGUUAAUGUUUGAAGUGACCUGAACGAAUGCCUGGCAGGACAGCGACUCGGAUUGUGAACGUGCCAGAGAUGGAGGAGGUGAGGGAGAUGGAGGAAAGAGGGAGUGAAGGAGCAGGACAAGGCGAGUGAGUGAGAGGAGGGGAGCGAGUGAGAGCAAGGCGUGUUCUGCGACAACCUCAGUAAGAGAUCUGAAGACGAGAUGGUCUAUUGUAUAAAUCCUGUGUACUAGUCCGUAGACCCUUAGUGUUUAAUUAGCAUGUAACGUCGCCCCCACUCUGUACAUAGACGAGCGAUCCAUUCAACCAUUGCUUCUCUCUACCAGGGGAUGCCACGACUCCCUUACCAUUAUUAUCAUUAUUAUUGUCAUUAUCAUUAUUAUUAUUAUUAUUAUUAUUAUUAUUAUUAUUAUUAUUAUUAUUAUGAAUGUCAUUUUCUAUUUAGUUUUCCCUUUUAUUAUUUCUUUUUAUCAACGAAAGUGUCAAGCAAAGCCAAAGUCAGUAGCAAUAGUCUAUCCUUCACACACACACACACACACACACACACACACACACACACACACACACACACACACACACACACACACACACACACACACACACACACACACACACACACACACACACACACACACA
This is a messenger RNA of Portunus trituberculatus (swimming crab), 2897 nucleotides long. RefSeq lists its product as uncharacterized. The transcript has 5 exons. Bases 1345 to 1959 code for a protein of 204 amino acids. Lineage: Eukaryota; Metazoa; Arthropoda; Malacostraca; Decapoda; Portunidae. The record is from RefSeq and is a predicted model, not a curated record.